AUGACUGAGUCAGAACUUCAGGAAGGAAACUCUGAUAACAUGGUAAAGAUCAUGGAGAACUUGAACAGGGAUUUAGAAAAACUGCUGGAGGAAAUAGAAAACCUAACAGUGCAGGCAACCUGGAUGGCAUAUGACAUGGUGGUCAUACGUACCAACCCAGACCUGGCCAGCUCCAUGAGGUGUUUGGAAGAUGCCUUCCUGAGGUGCAAAGAAGAGGUAGAGAAGAAAUAUCAAGAGGUGCUAAACGAAUCUAAAGGCAAAAAGAAGGAAUAA
Molecule: messenger RNA, 273 nt
Organism: Indicator indicator
Lineage: Eukaryota; Metazoa; Chordata; Aves; Piciformes; Indicatoridae
Gene: SYCE3
Product: synaptonemal complex central element protein 3
Exons: 2
Coding region: 1-273 (90 amino acids)
Biological process (GO): reciprocal meiotic recombination; spermatogenesis; synaptonemal complex assembly
Cellular component (GO): central element
Source: RefSeq, a predicted model, not a curated record